Parnassius mnemosyne (clouded apollo) is the source of this 1170-nucleotide messenger RNA. The record is from the annotation of a GenBank genome assembly. Lineage: Eukaryota; Metazoa; Arthropoda; Insecta; Lepidoptera; Papilionidae.
AUGUCUUUUCCAAGAUCAAGAAUAAUCAAUGAUAGAGACAUUGAAGAGUACUUGUCUGCUCUGGAAGGAGGAUAUCUGUCAGAAGAUGGCAUGGAAAUGUCUGAUACGGAAGAUAAUGAGGAAAGUAUCUUUUACACCAAUAGAAAUGAACCACUGCAAGACGUAGAGGAUGAUGAUAAUCUGGAAAAUGAACCUACUUUACAUGAAGAACAAGUUGAUGUGCAUGAUCCCCCUCCGAUUCAAGAAACUGUGGCAUCUAAAGCAGGAGAAAACUCUGCUUGUUCGACUUGGGUGUUAGACAAGAGGAAGCUGAUUUGGAAGAAGAGUACACUUCAGUUUUCUGAGUCAAAUGUUGAAUUUGAAGGAAGCACUGAUCUAGGUACGGAAAUAACAGCCCUAAAAACACCAUAUCAAUGCUUUAACUACUUUUUUACAACUGAACUUUGUAACAAAAUAAUAUCAGAAACUAAUCUAUAUGCCACCCAAUUAAAUCCUGAAAAUAGAUUUAAUUUGUCUCAUUAUGACCUGAAAAAGUUUUUAGGCAUUUUGCUUUACAUGUCUGUUCAGCAUUUCCACAGCACACGCAAGUACUGGUCAAGGCGUUUUGGAUUUGAACCUAUAAAGCAAACUAUGAAUGUGAAUACAUUUGAAAAGAUCAAAAAAUAUAUCCAUUUCAAUGAUAAUGACAAAUAUAUACCAGUUAACCAACCAGGACAUGACCGCUUAUAUAAGGUGAGACCAAUUAUUGAUAGUCUAAAUCAAACCCUUUCCGGUGUAAAAAAACAUCAAAGACUAUCAAUUGAUGAACAAAUGUGUGCCACCAAAGUGGGACAUUAUCUAAAACAAUAUCUACCAAAUAAGCCCCAUAAGUGGGGAUUUAAGUUGUAUGUUUUAUGUAGUGUUUUUGGAUUUGCCUACAAAUUUGAAAUUUAUUCUGGCCAAGACAUUUCGACAAGACCUGAAGGUGAGCCUGACUUAGGUUCUACAAAUAACAUUGUGCUUCGCUUAACCAGAGAUGUUCCACGAAUGGUCAACCAUAUUAUCUUCUUUGAUAAUUUCUAUACAUCUGUGCCAUUAGUUAUCUAUUUGGCUAAGCAAGGAAUACAUUGCCUUGGCACAAUUCAACAAAACAGAAUUCCUAAUAACAAGCUACCAGACAAAAAGAGAUGA